AUGUUAACCGAGAGCUCUUGGUCUAGUGGUAAUGGAAUUCUAGCUGUAGUACCCGUCUUAGGUGAUAAUCUUCUUCGCAGGAACAUCAACAGGAACACAGACUGUUCACGAUGUGGUGCUCCUGAAACCCUCUUCCACUUGUUAUUCUUCUGUCCGUUUGCUGUUAAUGUCUGGGGUCUAGCUCCUUGGAAGACAAGCUUCGACUCAUUGCGUAGUGCCUCGUUCCAAGACGAACUCCAAACCUCAUCACGCCAAAUCAAUCUACCACCAGUGGGAAUAACCUCCAACAUCUUUCCCUGGAUCUGUUGGGGUCUCUGGUUGAGCAGGAAUCAACUGAUCUUCGAAUCCAAAACCCUGACACAGCAACAGUUAGUCAAUAGAGCAAUAGUAGCUUGCAAGAAAUGGGAAACGUGGAACAAAGAGCAUGAAGUUGCGGGUCUCGCCUGGGUCUACUCCACCUCUUCCUCAAUUGAGCUGAAUCGAGGCUCCUCCCUCCAAAGCGCGGUUGCUUCUCCCCUCGUGGCGGAGGCAUUGGCGAUUAGAGAAGCGCUCUGGCAUGCAUCAGCUCAAUCCUACAAACGCAUCUGGCUUCGCUCAGAUUCCCAAUGGCUUAUCAACGCCAUCAAUUUGAAUCUCCGACUGAUAGAGCUCUACGGUAUUCUAUCGGAUGUCGAUGCGCUCGUUUUUUCAGAUUUUCUUUCUGUCUCGUUUUCUUUUGUUUCAAGAAACCACAAUGGCCCUGCAGAUUUUUUGGCCAAGGCCUGCUUAUGUAUGAACCCAUCAGGAUUGGACCUCUAA
Brassica napus (rape) is the source of this 798-nucleotide messenger RNA. RefSeq lists its product as uncharacterized. The record is from RefSeq and is a predicted model, not a curated record. Gene Ontology annotation, molecular function: RNA-DNA hybrid ribonuclease activity; nucleic acid binding. The coding region runs from base 1 to 798 and encodes 265 amino acids. The transcript has 3 exons. NCBI's taxonomy places the organism in Eukaryota, Viridiplantae, Streptophyta, Magnoliopsida, Brassicales, Brassicaceae.